Molecule: messenger RNA, 853 nt
Organism: Adelges cooleyi (spruce gall adelgid)
Lineage: Eukaryota; Metazoa; Arthropoda; Insecta; Hemiptera; Adelgidae
Product: 52 kDa repressor of the inhibitor of the protein kinase-like
Exons: 5
Coding region: 168-599 (143 amino acids)
Molecular function (GO): sequence-specific DNA binding
Source: RefSeq, a predicted model, not a curated record
AGGCCGUAGAUGAUGCCGCCAAUACAAUCGUUAUCACAAAACUCGUUAUCAGUGCAUAACAACGUUUUAAUUUUAAAAAAAAAUUAUUCAAUUUCGGAUUUUAUUGCCCAUUGUUCUACUUAAGUCCCGUGACGUCUGCGAGCCGCAAAAAGUGCACCGAGUGUACAAUGCCGUCUCACAUGAAUUGUUGUUUCAACAAGUGUACAAAUUCCAGCAGGAGUACGCAAAACCUGUCGUUUCACAAGUUCCCCACUAACGAGAGCCUGUGCAAACAAUGGGUGGAGUUAUGUCAGAACGAUAAAGUGAUACAGAAAUUCAAAAACCACGGUUCUAGCCAAGUGUCAAAAAGUUUCAGAAUAUGUUCGGAGCAUUUCAAACGAGAAGAUUACGUUCUGUGGACGACAAAAAAGAAAGUAUUGCACAAAGGAUCCAUUCCAACGUGUCCGGUGAUAAGCCCUAAAACAACGCACGCCACAAUCGCCACCUGGAAUGAAAUGAUCACUGAAGAAGACGAAGCCAUUGCUAAUAAUACAGGUUGGAGCCCACGCGCUACUCAAAAUUUUGAUUUAACUGGCCAAGUACCUGAACAGGGUAAAUAAACGGCUGGUCAUACCCAGGGUGGAGUCCUAGAAAAACUCCAAAUUCUCAACUAAGCAGUCCAGAUAUAAAUAGAUUAUUUGUGAAAUAUAAUGACUUUUAUGACUUACAACACAGAUUUGACAGCAUUUUGAAUUUGAUUAAACAUUUUGGAAUAAUCAUACAUCUAUGCUCUUUAAAGCGAUAAAACUACUUUGAAUUAUUUGUACAACACCUUUGAAUGAUUUCAACAAAAUAUAUAUUUUCUCAGUUCAAU